Uncinocarpus reesii 1704 is the source of this 1407-nucleotide messenger RNA. RefSeq lists its product as uncharacterized. Gene Ontology annotation, biological process: transcription elongation by RNA polymerase II; positive regulation of transcription elongation by RNA polymerase II. Bases 1 to 1407 code for a protein of 468 amino acids. Gene Ontology annotation, cellular component: Cdc73/Paf1 complex. The record is from RefSeq and is a predicted model, not a curated record. The transcript is spliced from 2 exons. Lineage: Eukaryota; Fungi; Ascomycota; Eurotiomycetes; Onygenales; Onygenaceae. Gene Ontology annotation, molecular function: RNA polymerase II complex binding.
AUGGCAACCACUGAUCCCAGCCUCUCAGAUCCUCUCCUUGCGCUUCGGCGCGCCAUCGCUUCCGGAAGCUCUCCCGUCCUCACAACCUCUCCAGACCUCUCCAUCGACGAUGCAACUGAAGACCUCACCAAGGCGACCCAUCUGUACGUCACACAACCUAUUCCGCAGACCAUUCCCCUCUCCACACCGACUCGUUUCGUCUCCACGGCAGCCAACCAGCCGAUCGACCUUCGAAGUAUCUAUUUUGCAUGGCAGAAAAAGGAUGUCGCUAUCCCAGAGUAUAUCUCCUCCGCGCAGGAACUCAAUGAUGCGCUGGGCAAAAAGGAGGGAGAAGCAGAGGAUGGCCAGCGCACGAAGAUUUUGAACUUGGUGUUUGUGGAACGGUUGGAUUUGAUUACUUGGCUGGAGGGCGCUUCGGAGGAGAGCGAGUAUAUCAAGCCUUUAGAGGGGGUGGGAUUGGCCGGUGUCUCUGAUGCCGCUGCUGCGCAGGCUGCAGUGGCGUCGGGUGCGAUGGGGGGUGUGCCUGAUUCGUUGGCAAAAGCGCCGGCGAUCACGCAGGUCGGUGGGAGACCGAUGAAAGUGAUUGAUCCAAGGUUACAGCAAAUCUAUAAUGGAGAGAGGAAAAUGGGAGAUAGAAAUUCGGUUUUGAGAGGGAUUCGGCCAAAUGACUUUUCCCACGUUCGGAAAGUCGCAGAACGGUUCCUGGGACGAAGUAGGGCUGGCGCAGCUCCGUACCCAACUAGCGGUGGAAAACCAGGCGUUAAAUCUUCCGUUCCAGCUCCGGGUCGUGGUCUCAUCCCCAAGAAAUCGGACUCGGGCUCAUCGCGUCGACCUAAUCCAAUCAUCCUCGUAUCGCCAUCUGCAUCUUCCCUCCUUCGCAUGUCGAAUAUCAAAACCUUUCUCGAAGAGGGCACAUACAUCCCGCCGGACCACCCCACCCUCUCCAAAUCCACAGGUGCCAACCGUCUCAAAAUCUCACGUGCCCUCCAUUCCCUCAACGACUCUUCAAGCGCCGCCAAACCGCAUACAUCUCGUAGCGGAACCGUCUUCAUUCUCGUUGACAGCACGGCGGAUUUCAAGCCCGAGUAUUGGAAUAACGUCGUUGCUGUAUUUACCACGGGACAAACUUGGCAAUUUAAAUCGUACAAAUGGUCGUCACCGCCGGAUUUGUUUAAGCAUGCUACUGGUAUAUACGUUGGCUGGAGAGGGGAGGAAGUCCCCCGGGACGUCAAGGGUUGGGGGCGUGGUGUGCGUACGUUUGCGGUGGAAAGAUGGGAUGAGAAGAGUGCGAAUGCAAACGGUGGUGCAAUGAGUGGACGGACGAGAUGGAGAGACAGAGAGGUCGUGGAAGGUAUUUGGGGAGCUAUUGAAGAAGGAAUGAAAGCCAAAGGCUGGGGUUCGAAGUGA